AUGGACGAUUACCUUAAAUUAUCAAGUUUACAAACAAAUAUUCAGAAAAUCUGCCGAACUUAUUUAUUAAAAGAAUGUACUUCAAUACAAAUCGAUAUGGCCGAUGAUUUCCCAAAAUCAAUUUGUCUUGAAUGCAUUAACAAAUUAAACACUGCUUUAGAUGAUUUUGUCGAAACUUCUACUAAUAAAAAUAAAAAUAUUUUGAACGUUUCUAAGAAACAAGAUAUUAAUUUGGAAAGUGUAAUUAAUAAAUUUGAGAAGAAUAUUAUACCUUAUGAUCUUGAUGAUGAACCUUUAAAUAAAAGACUAAAGAUUGAAAACAGAGACGAAGGAAACGAUUGUGAUAUUUCUGUUCAAAGUAGUGAAGAGUCUGUAGUUUUAAGUGCCAGAAAAACUAAAUGUAAUAAAAAAUCUAGCAAUGAAAAAUUAGAAGUGGAGGAAGAAGAUGCUUCAAUAAAAAAUGAACUCUCAUGUUCUAAGUGUAAAAAAUCUUUCGAAUUAGAAGGAGAUCUAGAAAUUCAUAUGUUGAAACAUCAAAAGUUUAAAGAGUAUAAUUGUCCUAAGUGUUCAAAAUCAUUCGCAAACGCUGCAAAAUUAAAAAGACAUUUCAAUACACACAUGAUUCAAAAGCCAUAUAAAUGUAAUAUUUGUGAUAAAAGUUUUGCUGGAAUUAGUGAACGUAAACGUCAUUUACAAAAUCAUAAUGGUAAAACACCUAUAAUCAAUGAUGGAUUACCAUGCCCUCAAUGCAAAAAAUAUUUUAAGUUAGAGGUCGAUCUACAAAUUCAUAUGUUGGUACACAAAAAAUUCGAUGAAUUUAUUUGUCCUAUAUGCUCAAAGGAUUUUAAAAAUAAGAACAAUUUAACACAGCAUUUGAAUAUACACAUGACUGACAAACCGUAUAAAUGCAAAUUUUGUGAUAAAAGUUUUGCUGGAUCUGGCGAUCGAAAUUGUCAUUUACGAAUUCAUACAGGAGAAAAACCUUUAGUAUGUUCAUCAUGUGGUGAACGAUUUCAAGAUUCUGGCAGAUUAUCAAUUCAUAUAAAAAAAUAUCAUAUUGGAGUUAAAAACUUCGUGUGCACAGUAUGUUCUAAAUCAUUUACUUUUGCACCGGAACUUCGAAGUCAUAUGCGUGUACAUACUGGUGAAAAACCUUAUUUAUGUACAGAAUGUGGGAAAAGUUAUAGUCACUUUAAAGAUUUAAAAAAACACAAACUAAAACAUUCAGGAGAAAGUCCUUAUUCAUGUACAGAAUGUAAUAAGAAUUUUCUGUCAAAUUAUUAUUUAAAAGUGCAUAUGAGAACGCAUACAGGUGAAAGACCAUAUCCAUGUAAAAUAUGUAAAAUGGGUUUUGCCAGAAAAGAAUCUCUUGUUAUACACACUCGAACACAUACUGGUGAGAGACCAUUUAGUUGCAAUAUUUGUGAAAAGACUUUUAAAUCAAAUAAAAAUUUAUCACAACAUAAACGAACACAUAGUAAAGAAAGAUUUGAAAUUUUUAAAGAAAUGGACGUUCGAUUAUCAAAUAUACAAGCAAAUUAUCAGAAAAUUUGCAGAACUUGCUUGAUAGAAAAAGAUAAUUUACAAGAAAUUUAUGGUAUUGUAGAUUUAUUAAAAGAAUGCACUUCAAUACAAAUUGACAUGGGGGAUGAUUUACCAAAAUUAAUUUGUACUGAAUGCACUAACAAACUUAAUACUGCGUUUGAAUUUAAAAAGCAAUGUGAAGUGUGUCAAAAAAUUUUGCUACAGCUAAGAGAAUUCGGGGAAACAUCUGUUAAAUUAGAAAGUGUCGGAACAAAUUUUCAAACACAUAAAAUUGAAAGUUUGGAAACAAAUGAGGUAGAUAUUAAAUCUGAAGAUUCUUAUAAUGUAAACGAGGAUAAUUCUGAUGUAUGUAUUGAAAAUAAUACAUUUAAACUUAGCGACGCAUUUAGUUUUGUAAAAAUUAAACCUUUAAGCAACUUGGAUGAGUUAAUUGAAACAACUACUAAUGAAAAUAAGAAUAAUUUGGAAGUUUCUAAAACACAAAAUAUUAGCUUAGGAAGUUCUGAUGCGAUCACAGAGAAAAAUUGUUUGCCGUUCGAUGUUGACGACGAACCCUUAAACAAUAGAUUAAAGAUUGAAAACAGUUUUCAUGAAGACAACAAUUGUGAUAUUCCUAUUCAAAGCAGUGAUGAAGAUGUAGUUUCAAGAAAAAAUAAAUAUAGUAAAUUAAAGGAUAAGCGGGAAUUGGAGGUGAAAAAUAAAGAAAUUUCUUUAAAAGAUGGAUCAUCAUGUCCGAAAUGUGCAAAAUCUUUCGACUUAGAGGCUGAUCUAGAAAUUCAUAUGUUGAAACAUCAAAAGUUUAAAGAAUUUAUUUGUCCAAAAUGUUCAAAAUCAUUCGCAAACGCUGCAAAAUUAAAAAGACAUUUCAACAUACACAUGAUUAAUAAGCCAUAUAAAUGUAACAUCUGUGAUAAAAGUUUUGCAGGACUAAGUGAGAGAAAUCGUCAUUUACGAGUUCAUAACGGUAAAAUAAUAUCUACAAACGGUUUACCAUGUCCUCAAUGUAAAAAAUGUUUUGAAUUAGAAGUAGAUCUUCAAAUUCAUAUGUUGAAACAUACAAAAUUUGAUGAAUUUAUUUGUCCUAUGUGCUCAAAGUCUUUCAAAAACGAGAACAAUUUAAAAGAACAUUUGAAUUCACACAUGAUUGAAAAACCGUAUAAAUGCGAUUUUUGUGAUAAAAGUUUCGCUAAAUCUGGGGAUCGAAAUCGACAUUUACGAAUUCAUACAGGCGAAAAAUCUAUCGUAUGUUCAUCAUGUGGUGAACGAUUUCCUGAUUCGGGCAGAUUGUCUACACAUAUAAAAAAACAUCAUAUUGGGGUUAAAAAUUUCGUUUGCACAAUUUGUUCAAAAUCGUUCACGUUUGCGCCAGAACUUCGAAGUCAUAUGCGUGUACAUACUGGCGAAAAACCUUAUUUAUGUACGGAAUGUGGAGAAAGUUAUAGCCACUUUAAAGACUUAAAACAACACAGACUACAACAUACAGGAGAACGUCCAUAUGCAUGUACUGAAUGUGACAAAAAUUUUCUCUCAAAUUAUUAUUUAAAAGUACAUAUGCGUUCUCAUACAGGCGAAAAACCAUAUGUGUGUAAAAUAUGUAAGAUGGGUUUUGCUAGAUCAGAUUAUCUUGUUAUACACACUCGAUCACAUACUGGCGAGAGGCCGUUUAGUUGUAAUAUUUGUGAAAAGACUUUUAUAUCUAAUAAAAAUUUAUCACAGCAUAAACGAACUCAUAAUAGAGAAAGAGAGAUUAAAUAGCUUUUUUGGAAAAUAAUCAAUAAAACAACAAAUGACAUUGUAUUAAAAGAACUAAAAAAAUUCGUAUUAAAAGAUCGUAUUAAUUAAAGAAUUAA
Chrysoperla carnea is the source of this 3395-nucleotide messenger RNA. Its product is annotated as zinc finger protein 184-like. The coding region runs from base 1 to 3300 and encodes 1099 amino acids. Gene Ontology annotation, molecular function: RNA polymerase II cis-regulatory region sequence-specific DNA binding; DNA-binding transcription factor activity; zinc ion binding. Gene Ontology annotation, cellular component: nucleus. Gene Ontology annotation, biological process: regulation of transcription by RNA polymerase II. The record is from RefSeq and is a predicted model, not a curated record. The transcript has 10 exons. NCBI's taxonomy places the organism in Eukaryota, Metazoa, Arthropoda, Insecta, Neuroptera, Chrysopidae.